CUAAAUGUCUAAAUCGUGACAAAUGUCUGACUUUACAAUUGAAAGAUUUGUGGACACGAGUGAUGAAGAGUUAAACUUAUUUUUAUGUGAUAUAUGCGGACAUAUAGUGAAUGAUCCUCUAUAUGAACCAACUCAUGAUUGUUGUUAUUGUCGACAAUGUAUCACAAAUUGUCUUCAAGACAGUCAAACCUGUCCUCACAACGAUAAUCACAAUAUAACUCUGGAUCAGCUAAUGACACCUAUGAGUGCUUACUUACAAUUGUUAAAUAGACUUCAAAUUAAAUGUAAUAAUUAUGAAAAUGGUUGUCCAGAUGUACUAAAAUUGGGUGACUUGAGAGCACAUGAAGACCAAUGUCCACAUAAACAAGUUGUGGUCAUUGUUGAUACAACUGGUGUUCAAAUUGAACCAAAAGUUUUGUGGCAAAACACACUUAAAAACUUGAUGUCUCAAAAUAGCUAUUGUUAUAUAACAUUAGUGACGGUAGCAUUAUUUGUGAUACUUUUACUUGCAUUACUAAUAUUGCAAUACAACAUUAGGACCAACCGGUCAAACAAUUAUGGUCUACAAAAUAGCAAUAGUAAAGCUGUAUAUCAUUCACCCAAUGAAUGGUCUAAUAAAUUAAUUGACAUUUCUCAACAUCAUAUCAAUGAUAUACAACAGUAUAUACAAUCGGCACCAAAUGUACCACAAAUAGUCUAUAGUAAAAUGAAUUAUAUGACAAAAGAGUAUAUAAUAUAUUUGGUAAAUAAGACUCACAAUAUGUUAUUAAGUAAUUCAAACAUUGGUGAUGACACACAACCGGCCAGUUAUAUAGUGGAUGAACUGGAAAACACAUUCAAAGACAGUUGGAAUUGUCUUAUUAAUUAUCCAAACAAACCAUACGAUUAUUAUUAUGUUAAUUACAAAAAUGAUUUCAUUCAUAUUAAAAUUGGUUUAAUACGUUAUCUUAUAUGGAAUAACUAA
Molecule: messenger RNA, 964 nt
Organism: Oppia nitens
Lineage: Eukaryota; Metazoa; Arthropoda; Arachnida; Sarcoptiformes; Oppiidae
Product: E3 ubiquitin-protein ligase NRDP1-like
Exons: 2
Coding region: 23-964 (313 amino acids)
Biological process (GO): microtubule-based process
Cellular component (GO): dynein complex
Source: RefSeq, a predicted model, not a curated record